UGGAUGAAUACUAUAUUAUAUAGUCUUGAAUUGUAUUGGGCAGUAACUUAUUUCUUGUUCUUGUUUGUUUAUUUCACCGACACCAAGAUUUAUGUAUCCAAAUAUGUUACUUGGAGCUUCACCUACCUUCCACAUAACUCCUUACUGCAUGUUGAUCAUAAGCCAUUUGCAAGAAUUUGCCAAACCUAUAUGUUAGAAGACACCCACUUUCUAACGUGAUCAGAUUUGGAAAUUUUGACUUGGAAGUACAUGCUACGAAGGACGUGCAGUUCCAGAACAGCAAUAGAGCACCUCACCAACUCCCUCAAGCUGGAAUUUUCAAAGUUUGUUAUGCACUUGAUUGAGAUUGUGGGGACACAGCAAAAAGAAGUUUGACAAAAGACAUUAAACAAUAGGAAAUUUAUAUUUGGAGCGGAUUUAAAAUAAUAUUUUAAAGCUUAAUCAAGGAUAUAAUGAUAAUUAUUUAACAAUAUCUUUGAUAUUAAUGAUUGGAGAGUUCACUAUAAAUAGGGCUAGCAUCCGUGGUUACCAUGCAAACACAAAAGAAGUGAUUCUGAGGAUGGGAAAACGAGGGCAACCGGGACUCUUGUCUCAAAUGAUUUUCGCUCUGGCAUUUUGCUUGGUAGCCACUAGCGUGGCUGCUUAUGAGCCUUACUACUACAAAUCAUCACCUCCACCAUUAAAAUCUUCACCUCCUUCAUAUCACUACUUGUCUCCUCCCCCUCCAAAAAUGUCUCCUCCCCCUCCUUAUAUCUAUAAAUCUCCACCUCUACCAUCUUCCUCCCCGCCACCUCCAUACCACUACUCUUCACCUCCCCCGCCAAAGAAGUCUCCCCCACCUCCAUACGUAUACAAGUCUCCACCUCCACCAUCUCCCUCCCCGCCACCUCCGUACCACUACUCUUCACCUCCCCCGCCAAAGAAGUCUCCCCCACUCCCGUACGUAUAUAAGUCUCCGCCUCCACCAUCUCCCUCCCCGCCACCUCCGUACCACUACUCUUCACCUCCACCUCCACCUCUAAAGAAGUCUCCCCCACCCCCGUAUGUAUACAAGUCUCCGCCUCCACCAUCUCCCUCCCCGCCACCUCCGUACCACUACUCUUCACCUCCACCUCCACCUCUAAAGAAGUCUCCCCCACCCCCGUAUGUAUACAAGUCUCCGCCUCCACCAUCUCCCUCCCCGCCACCUCCGUACCACUACUCUUCACCUCCCCCGCCGAAGAAAUCUCCUCCUCCUCCAUACGUAUAUAAGUCUCCACCUCCACCAUCUCCCUCCCUGCCACCUCCAUACCACUACUCUUCACCUCCCCCGCCAAAGAAAUCUCCCCCUCCUUCAUACAUCUACAAGUCUCCACCUCCACCAUCUCCCUCCCCGCCACCUCCAUACCACUACUCUUCACCUUCACCUCCAAAGAAGUCUCCCCCUCCUCCAUACAUCUACAAGUCUCCACCUCCACCAUCUCCCUCACCUCCCCCUCCCUACUAUUAUAAGUCUCCACCACCUCCAACUCAUUCCCCACCUCCUCCAUACUAUUAAGCUUCAAUUGAAUCAACUUGAGAUACAUAUACACGCAACAAUAACGUACUUUUCUCUAUAUCAUUUACAAACAAAUUUUCAAAAUGAAGACAAGGAUCUUGAAUGAAUGUAAUUUUUUUUUUUGUACAAUAAGGAUCUUGAUAGAGUGAAGGUCCAUGGUAAAAUCAUUGUUUUUGUUUCAUCUUGUUACAAUGUAAUGUAAUUGUAAUGGUAGUAAUUACAAUUCCAAAGAGAAUUAUAUAUUUGUUAUGUCUUUAUGAGUUCA
This is a messenger RNA of Populus trichocarpa (black cottonwood), 1802 nucleotides long. RefSeq names its product extensin-2-like. Gene Ontology annotation, biological process: plant-type cell wall organization. The record is from RefSeq and is a predicted model, not a curated record. Bases 485 to 1537 code for a protein of 350 amino acids. Gene Ontology annotation, molecular function: structural constituent of cell wall. Lineage: Eukaryota; Viridiplantae; Streptophyta; Magnoliopsida; Malpighiales; Salicaceae. The transcript has a single exon.